Electrophorus electricus (electric eel) is the source of this 6487-nucleotide messenger RNA. The record is from RefSeq and is a predicted model, not a curated record. Lineage: Eukaryota; Metazoa; Chordata; Actinopteri; Gymnotiformes; Gymnotidae.
CUUCACUCUCUGUCAUCUUAUCACUUUGCCAAUUAACCAAAAACAGAGCUAGUUAGACAAAGUAUCAACAUGAGAACAAAUACUUGUUUGGUCAUCAAGACUUGUUCGUAAAUAAUUCAGUGCCUGUUAAAUACAUGCUUUUUUUGUAUUCCUGUUGAAGCUAAAGCUGGUGUUAAGUUUAAAAACCAAUUAUAAGGGAUGCAGAAGUUUAAAAUUCAUCUAGUUGACAUAAUUGUUGGUGAACCUGCAGCAUCAAUAAAGGUGCAAUGCAGGGUUUGCCUUAGAUAAGAUGGAAGCAGGGUGUUCACAGGCAUCUGCACAGGCUGUUGCACUGCAUCCACAUGACCAGUGUUACUGUGUCUCCACUAAUUAGCAGGUCUAAUUUUCUGUCCUUUAAAUUGACCCAGCUCAUUUCAGGCUUGUGGUGUUUGGAGCCAUUCACUCGCCUACCAUGUUCUAUUUUAUUCCGACUGGCCACUUCCGUGCUAAAUUCCCUCCUGUUCCCUAAUGCUCAUCUCCAGGCAUGUGGUUAUUGCACAGGAGGGCCAGUAGCUGCCAGUCACCUUUGUGGAAAUGGAAACACCACCCACUGAAAACGAUAGCCUUUCUUAGUGGCGGAGGUGGCAGAGACUUUGUGAGCUAUAGCCAUAAAAGGCCCGAAGAUUUGAUACUGUAUCCUGUGAAGGCACCCACCAGUUACACCCCCCCAAAGAAGUCAUUAUGCUUGUAUUUCUGUUCUUAACCCAAUAUGAUGGAUAGAACAGAAACCAGCACAAACUGUGACAGAGAGGAGUUUGGAGAGAUUUGGUUUGUGCCCAAGAGUGCACUAAAUGGUUCUGAUGAGCCUUGUGGGCGUUUCUUGUAACCGAUUAUCUGCCUGACCAUAAUCAUGCUGACAGACAGAGACUUGCAGAACUUGGUUUAGAGCAUUCUGUGAUUCUAUAACAGAUCAUAUAUGCAGAGCAGUCUACAAAUAAAUGGAAGUGAUGCUUCUUUCAUUUGCUUGCUUUGGUCCUGCACUCAGGUACACAUUCGAUUUGAAUAAGCAACUAUGGAGUUUCUCUGUUCUUUAAAGAGUUGGCAGAAAAAUGAAAUCGACAUAGUUUUCCUUUUGUCAAAAGUGUAGUUGAGCCCACAUUUUGGUUCUUUAGCAUUGCACUCAAGCUAGGAUGCAAAUUUAGCUAAGUUCUAAGGAAAACUCAUACCCACCACUCAGUAUUGUAUUGUAUUGUACAAACUGCAUGCUGAAAUAAUCUGACACAUGCAAUAAACCACAGUGAGUUGCCAAAAAUCUCCAGAUUUGCUGUGGAUUUACACUUACAUUUAAAUCUAUAGGAUUUAUCAGACACUGUUACCCAGAGCAACGUACAAAGUGCUGUCUACUCACAGAAGAAUCCUCAGUUAGUACAAACUUUAGUUUCUCAUACUGUAUGGGACACUGUUAUCUAUAAAAAUGAAUUGUUUGGAAGGCAGUUUGUGAUUAUUUCAGCAUGCAGUUUUGCUCAUUGGUGGGUAUAGACGUCCUUUACUAACUAUGUUAGCUGUAUUUGCUAUGUUAGCUCUGUUAGCCUUGAAGGCCUAGUGCAGCACAAAACUAAAGAAGCAGCACUGGAGCACCAGACAUGUCUUGGCCUAUGUAAUAUCUUUGGGGAAAAGAGGAAAUUUUAUAAUUUUGUUUUUUUUUGCUGUAGUGUUCCUUUAACUGGUAUGCCUGGUGUCUGGUAACAUCUAUGAGUCACAGACUUCAGUCACUGAGCAAGUACUAAACAUCUGUAUUUAAGAUAUUGUUAAUUGCUUAUAUCUUAUAUUAUAUCUCAUAUUAUAACUCAAAAUUGGAAGGCUAAGUAUAAAAUGCGCUGUAAUUCUAUUAUGGUUCACUCAAUAUAGAUGUGAAAUAUCCUCAAAUUAAUGUAGAUUUGAAUGUAGAUUAGCAUUUUAAUCUCAUAGUUAUGCUUCAUGGGCUCUUUAAACUCAGUGAUUGUUAUAUGAGUAUAGAGGAAGAACAAUUUUUAUACCAUAAAUGUAAGUAAUGUAUACCAUAUAAGUAAAGGUAAGCUAUGUUCAGGAACAUUACUGAAAUGGGUCUGACACCUACAGACAGGUACUGGAGGCCAGCCCACAUGACCAUUCAUGGUCAAGUGCAUGCUGACAUCAUUACUUUUUUAAAAAUUAUGCACUUAUUAAGUAAUAUACACACUUGAUAAAUAGGCAAACAUUACAUUGCAAUCACCUGCAUGAUUUGAUGAUUGAGCUUGCAUUUUGAUACUAUCAUGUUUUUAAAGUAGCCUAUCUGUGUGAACAUGUUUGAUUUGUUUUGAUUUGUUUAUUGUAUUCUGUUUUUUCUAGGUUCUAGGACUUAAAAGGGUUUUAGUUCAGAAUCUGCUUUGACCAUGUAAUUUAGACCAAGACUGGAUUUAAUCUGUGUCUGGAGAACAGGCGCGUUAAGUGGCAUUACAGGCAAUAAGAUUUCAUGUAUGGCGAACUGACAGACAAGAAGACAAUAGAAAAAGUCAGACAGACCUUUGAUAACUAUGAGUCCAAUUGCUUUGAAGUGCUUCUCUAUAAGAAGAACAGGAGCCCUGUGUGGCUGUACAUGCAGGUGGCCCCCAUCAGGAAUGAGAACGAUAAAGUGGUUCUGUUCCUCUGCACAUUCAAGGACAUAACUGUCUUCAAGCAGCCCAUCGAAGAUGAGACCACUAAAGGAUGGACCAAGUUUGCGAGGCUCACCAGAGCUCUCACCAACAGCCGCGGUACACUGCAACAGCUCGCACCCCUCAACAAGAAUGAGGUCAGCCAUAAACACUCAAGACUGGCUGAGGCUCUGCAGCUGGGUUCGGACAUCCUUCCACAGUACAAGCAGGAGGCUCCUAAAACCCCUCCACACAUCAUCCUGCACUACUGCACAUUCAAAACCACGUGGGACUGGGUUAUUCUCAUCCUCACCUUCUACACAGCCAUCAUGGUGCCCUACAAUGUCUCCUUCAAGACCAAGCAGAACAACCUGGCCUGGCUGGUGGUGGACAGUGUGGUGGAUGUCAUCUUCCUGGUGGAUAUCGUGCUCAACUUCCACACCACAUUUGUGGGCCCAGGAGGCGAGGUCAUAUCAGACCCCAAGCUCAUACGUAUGAACUACCUGAAGACCUGGUUUGUCAUAGACCUCCUCUCCUGCCUGCCCUACGACAUCAUCAAUGCCUUUGAGAAUGUGGAUGAGGACCCCAUCUCCGAGUCUUCUGCAGUCGGCCACGUGCCGGCCGCUGCCAGCUCCCCACGGAAUGCUACGCGUGCUGAAGACUCAGUGCUGCCGGGCCUCAGCAGCCUGUUCAGCUCGCUGAAGGUGGUGCGCCUGCUACGUCUGGGCCGCGUGGCUCGCAAACUGGACCACUAUUUGGAGUAUGGAGCUGCCGUCCUCGUCCUGCUCGUCUGUGUCUUUGGCUUGGUGGCUCAUUGGCUGGCCUGCAUCUGGUACAGCAUCGGCGAUUACGAGGUCAUUGAUGAAGCCACCAACACCAUCAAGACAGACAGCUGGCUCUACCAGCUGGCUACCAGCAUCGGCAGACCAUACCGGUACAAUGCCAGUGGUUCAGGCCAAUGGGAAGGGGGUCCCAGCAAGGACACACUCUACAUCUCCUCACUCUACUUCACCAUGACCAGCCUCACCACCAUCGGCUUCGGCAACAUCGCCCCUACCACGGAUGGGGAGAAGAUCUUCUCUGUGGCCAUGAUGAUGGUGGGCUCUCUCCUGUAUGCCACUAUCUUUGGAAAUGUGACCACCAUCUUCCAGCAGAUGUAUACCAACACCAACCGCUACCACGAGAUGCUGAACAACGUGCGUGACUUUCUGAAGCUAUACCAGGUGCCCAAAGGCCUGAGUGAGAGAGUGAUGGACUACAUCGUGUCCACAUGGGCGAUGACCAAAGGUAUUGACACAGAGAAGGUGCUGUCCAUCUGUCCCAAAGACAUGCGGGCUGACAUCUGCGUGCACCUGAACCGGCAGGUGUUUAAUGAGCACCCUGCCUUCAGGCUGGCCAGCGACGGCUGCCUGCGCUCUCUGGCAGUGGAGUUCCAGACCACGCACUGUGCGCCCGGAGACCUCAUCUUCCACGCUGGUGAGAGCGUGGACACGCUCUGCUUCGUAGUGUCUGGAUCGCUGGAGGUCAUCCAGGAUGACGAGGUCAUUGCCAUUCUUGGUAAGGGUGAUGUGUUUGGUGACGUGUUCUGGAAGGAGACCACGCUUGCUCAUGCAUGUGCCAAUGUGAGAGCACUGACCUACUGUGACCUUCAUGUGAUCCGGAGAGAGGCCCUGCUCAAGGUUCUGGAAUUCUACACGGCAUUCGCAAACUCCUUCUCCCGCAACCUCAUCCUCACCUGCAACCUCCGGAAGCGGAUUGUCUUCCGAAAAAUCGCUGAUGUGAAGAAGGAAGAAGAGGAGAGGAGACAUCAGAAGAAUGAGGUGACGCUCUCCAUUCCUGUAGACCACCCAGUCCGCAGGCUCUUCCAGAAGUUCAAGCAGCAGAAAGAGAUGAGAGUGCAGGGCUCCAUGCAGGCUGACCUGGAGAGGAACCAGUUCCAGGUGGAGCACCAGCUCAGUCCGCUGUCUCACCAUCAGCAUCACCGCUAUCGUCAGCACCAGAUGCACCACCCACUCCAGCAUCCGCAUAGACCCCCUAUGCAAAAUGGGGCUCCUGGUUUGGGCGGAGGCCGUGGGAAUGGUGGUCCCAGUGUCAUGACUAUAUCACAGAUAACUCCGGUGCAGAGCUCGCUGGCUUAUGUUCAGACAGAAGACUCCAGCCGGAGUGGUGUCCAUGAAGCCUUAGAGCUCAAACCCAGCCUGCGCAUGGGGGACCAGAAUUGCCUAAAGGUUACCAGUACCAUCUACGCCAGGGGAGGUGGCGGUGGGCGGGGUUGGAUGCGUCUCAGGAAUACAGGGAUCGGAGCUUCCUUCACUCCUCCACCAGAACUGGACCAGCAGCAGAGGGAAGAGGAGUGGGGAGAUGUUAAUCAGUCCCUUGAGCUGCUCUCAGAAGAUUGCAAGAACCAGCAGGCUGAGGGUGGAGAAUGUUUUCGACAGGGGUUGGAUAGAAAUGCCAGUGUUACUGGCAGUGGUAACACAGGAGGUGAGGGGGAGGAUGAGAAGAAUGCCCUUCACAAGACUGAUUCCUGUGACAGCGGCAUCACCAAAAGUGACUUGCGCAUCGACAGGGCAGGGGACCCCCGGAGCCCCAUGGAUCGCAGCCCGUUAGAACAGCCCAGCCCUGGAGCGGGUGCGCUGACACCGCAAGGUCUUCCAUUCCAUCCUGUGCCUGAGCAGCCCCUGCUGCAGAGCACACUGCAGGAGGCCAAGCUGGAGCUGAAGGGAGACAUCCAGACACUGAGCGGGCGCCUAUCCGUGCUGGAGGCCCAGGUGGGGGAAAUCUUAAGACUACUCUCAGACAACAGAAGACCCGGCCCUCCGCAGACUUCAACACCCAAAACCUUACUCAGAUGUGAGGACAUCUUCACUGUCUCAAGGCCUGUUACUCCUGAUGCAGAAAGGGAUGAUGGACCCUUUUAAGUUAACAGAGGAACAUUUAUUUAUUAGAUUUAGUUUGGUGGCUUUAUUUAUAAUGCUCCUUUUCACUCUGCAAUGAAAGAAAAAACUGUUGAAGGAGACAAGUAUACUUUCUAUUGUAAAUAGAUGCAUGUCCAGCUGGAAUCUGGCCUGCCACUAAAGUCUACUCUAAAAAUAGUAGUUGCUUGUACAUUGAUGCAGUCGACUGCAUGCAAAGCGAUUUAAAGAGACACAUUUUUUAUAAUGGCCCCAUGUGCUGGACUAUGUCUUGACUGACUGAAAUUUCAGGGCAUUUAUCUUUAAGAGCAGAUGCAUGGAGCCAUGCGCACAGGAGUUCUCUGGCUAUAAUGGAAACUUGCACCUCAGACUGACGUAGCUAUGGAUGGCUGUAGUCUGAUUAUACCCUUACUCACCCCAUAUUCCUAUGUCCUAUUUAUUUCAAGUGCUUAACCCUACACUCUCCAAAUCAAAGCAUGCAGAAAUACACAUGGAAAUUUGAAAGAGAUUCCUUUGUUUGUCCUUCAAUAUAUGAGAGGGAAAACAUAUUUGUCAUCUGGUCCUUUUUUUUUUUACAAGUCACCUUUUCCCAUGGAGCAAUACUUUCAUGGUCAAUUCAGCAUUAAAAAAAAACUGAUACGGAAAACUUUGGGUUGGGGUUUUAAAAGCUUUAGUAUGAUAUAAGUGCAUGUUUGAUGUGUAUUUGAAAUAUGACUGGCAUGACAGGGUAGCUAUAAUUUAGCCCAUUUCACAUACACUCAUCAACACACUCAGCUCUUAGUAGGGCCUGCAUUUUGGAGAAAAUCUCAUGGCAUUCUUAGAAGCAUGAGCAUAUCUAUCUAAACAUAAGCACAGACAGUAUUCCUUCCGCAUGACAUAUAACGGCGUUACAAGGGUUUAUGGAAUGUUACUGUAUAAACAGAGGAUAGAAAUGGAUUGUAA